Talaromyces rugulosus is the source of this 1137-nucleotide messenger RNA. RefSeq lists its product as uncharacterized. The coding region runs from base 1 to 1137 and encodes 378 amino acids. Gene Ontology annotation, molecular function: FMN binding; NADPH dehydrogenase activity. NCBI's taxonomy places the organism in Eukaryota, Fungi, Ascomycota, Eurotiomycetes, Eurotiales, Trichocomaceae. The transcript has a single exon. The record is from RefSeq and is a predicted model, not a curated record.
AUGGCCCUCUUCAAACCCCUGCAGGUCGGCCGCGUCGAGCUGGCGCACCGCAUCGCCAUGGCUCCGCUCACGCGCUUCCGCGCGGACGAAAACCACGUGCCCAUUUUGCCCAUGGUACAGGACUACUACACGCAGCGCGCCUCGGUGCCCGGAACCCUGCUCGUCACCGAAGCCACCCUGAUCAGUGCGCAAAGCGGCACAUAUGCCAAUAUCCCCGGAAUCUACACGCGCGAGCAAAUCGAUGCAUGGCGCAAAGUCACGGAUAGCGUGCAUUCCAAGGGUUCCUAUAUCUACUUGCAAAUCUGGGCUCUGGGCCGGACGGCGAACCUCGAGUUACUGAAAAAGGAGACUGGCCGUGACGAUAUCGAGCUUGUGAGCAGUAGCAAUAUAGCACUGGGCCAAAACUCUACGCCGAAACCGCUCACAGAGGCCGAGAUUGAGCAGUAUAUCAAGGAUUUUGCAACCGCUGCCAAGGAUGCUGUUGAACUUGCUGGGUUUGAUGGUGUCGAGAUUCACGGUGCAAAUGGAUACUUGAUUGAUCAAUUCACCAAGGAAGUCGCCAACAAACGCACUGAUCGCUGGGGCGGCAGUAUCGAGAACCGCUCACGUUUCGCGCUGGAGAUUAUCAAGGCUGUUACUGACGCUAUUGGUGCUGACCGUACGGGAAUCAGGUUUAGUCCCUAUGGCGAUUUUCAAGGAAUGCACAUCGAUGACCCCAAGCCGCAAUACACUUAUCUAGCUCAGCAGCUUGCAAAGUUUAAGCUCGCAUAUGUGCACCUGGUUGAGGCGCGGUCGCAAGGAUUUGAUAUUAUCGACACCCCGGACUCACUCGAUUUCUUCCUCGAUGCUUACAACAAGGCAUCCCCGGUGCUUCUUGCCGGUGGCUACGAUGCCAAAAACACGGCUGAUGCGAUUGAAGAACGCCACAAAAGGGGUCAGGACAACAUUGUUGUCGCCUUUGGUCGCUGGUUUAUAUCGAACCCGGAUCUGCCGUUUAAAAUCCAACGGGGUAUUGAGUUUACGCCGUAUGUGCGCGAUACGUUUUAUUUGCCUCAGGUUGAGACUGGGUUGACGGAUUAUCCGUUUAGUGAGGAGUUUGUUGCGCAGAACCCGGUGGCUAUCAAGGCCAAGGCGUGA